AAUAAAAGUAAAGUUAAAAUAAGAAUUUUACAUAAUAGUUUCUAAUAAACACUUGCGUAUGAAAUCCAAAGGCACUUUAGAAAACUUUUGGCAAACUAAUGAAUAUGGGCUGCUGUAAUCAAAAUUUUUGGAUCCAUGACCCAUAGAGCCUGGAAAUGAAAAUGGGCCAUUAUAUAAGUUCAUUUAGUCAUCAAUCACCACCCAGAGUGGUUCGAGGCAUCUUCCACAUUUGUUGUACUAAAAAAAACUAAGUUCGUAAUUUUGGAAGAAAGAACAACGACAAGAAAAAAGAAAAGUAAAAAAAAAACUGAAACAUGUGUUUCACAAAGCUACCUUUUGCUACCACCACUACUAAUCUCUUUCUUCAGUAAAAGAUGCUAGUGGAAUUAACACAUUUAUUAAACGUUCAUAAGCAAAUCAGAAAGAACAAACAAAAAAGAUAAAAUAUGAUAUAAGUGAGUUUAUGCUUAAUUACCCAAGCAAAUAUUGGAUUGGUAAAAAAGAGAUUGGGAGGAGAUUUUCAAAAGGAGGAGGAUUUGGAUUUAGGGGUGGGAGUGAAAAAUGUAUAUGGAAGUGGGGGAAGCCAUGAUUUAGUGUCAUCAGUUGAAGCUCCAAUAUAGGGUAGUGGAGGAGAGGCCAAAGGAAUUGAAUUGAGCAUAAUGGCACUGUUCUUCAAAAUGGAUUUUCUUAGGUAAAACCAAAACCAGAACAAGUUUAAUUCAGACAUACCUGUCUUCCAAGCUCCUUGAUCAGCUUCUACUUUCAGUCAACUGCAAUCUUUGAAACAAAACCAGGGGUGAUUCUGCAGUAGUUUGUUUUUUCAAACAACUUCAAAAUCUUUUUCCAACUCUAGAUGUUAUUCUCCACAACUCUCUAUAGUGGAGUAUAAACAUAAAGUUUCUUUAUACAAAGCUUUGUAUCUACUACUACCCCUCUCUCUUUCUACUUUUCUUUUUCUUUUCUUUUUUCUUCCCCUUCUCUCACUCUCUCAGUACACUUGCAGGAACCUUUUCUUUUUUAUUUAAUUUUUUUCUCUCACCUUCCUUUUUCAUUUUCAAGGCUUUGUUACUGUACUGCUGCUGCUGUUGCUGCUGCACCAUUUUGAUGCCCAUUUAUAUUCUCCCAUCUUGGCUUGCUUUCUUCACUCACCACCUCUCAUCAUCAUCUCAAUUCUCCACCUUGUGCCAAUCAUGGCUCUUCACUCAGCUUUCUUUCUUCUUUUGUUCCUCGCCUCCUCCUCCUCCAUCUCUUCUUCUCAAGUUCUCACUAAUGAUAAUCAGUCUCAGUUCUUCUUUCUCAUGCAAAAGACUGCCUCAGGGAAGUUCCUGUCUGAGUGGGGUCUUUCCGGAGGCAAAUCCUUCUGCAACUUCACUGGAAUCAGCUGCAAUGACCGUGGCCGCGUCGUUGGGAUUGAUAUCUCUGGCAAACUUCUUUCUGGUAGCUUCCCUGGAGAUGUAUGCUCCUACCUGCCAGAGCUGAGAGUUCUUCGUCUUGCUGGUACCGGUUUUCGGGGACGUUUUCCAGCAGGAAUCACCAACUGCUCUCUCCUUGAAGUGCUUGACAUGAGCUCUUUGUAUCUCAAUGGAACAAUCCCGGACUUGUCACAAAUGAAACAGCUGCGUGUGCUUGACCUCUCGUACAAUUCCUUCACUGGCGACUUUCCCAUGUCGGUUUUCGACCUUUUUAACCUCGAGGUGCUGAAUUUCAAUGAGAACUACAACCUCAACUUAUGGAAACUGCCUGAAAACAUCUCCAGCUUGAAGAAGCUGAAAUCCAUGGUCUUGACUACCUGUAUGUUAGACGGUGAAAUCCCGCGGUCAAUAGGGAGCAUGACAUCUCUAGUUGAUCUUGAACUCAGUGGGAACUUUCUCAAGGGAGAGAUUCCAAAAGAAAUCUCCUUACUGAAGAACUUGAAACAACUUGAACUCUAUUACAAUGAACUCACAGGAAACAUACCAGAGGAGCUUGGGAACCUAACAGAGCUUGUGGACGUGGACAUGUCAGUGAACCUUUUGACAGGAGAGCUUCCAGAAUCUAUUUGUAAACUUCCCAAGCUUGAAGUUCUACAGAUUUACAACAAUAGCCUCACAGGAGAGAUUCCAAGUGUACUAGAAAACUCAACAACACUCACUAUGCUAUCACUUUAUGACAACUUUCUCACAGGACAGAUUCCAAAAAAGUUGGGGAAGUUCUCACCAAUGGUUGUCCUCGACUUGUCGGAAAAUCACCUGUCCGGAUCACUGCCAUUGGAUAUUUGCAGGGGGGGGAAAUUGCUGUACUUUCUUGUCCUGGAAAACAGGCUUUCUGGAGAAAUUCCUCCGAGCUUUGGUGAAUGCGAGUCGCUUUUAAGGUUUAGGAUUAGUUUCAAUCAGGUGGUGGGCACAAUUCCUGAAGGAGUUUUGGGUCUCCCCCAUGUUUCGAUUAUUGAUGUUGCUCAUAAUAAUCUAGCCGGUUCGAUUUCGAAUUCGAUCUCACGGGCACAGAACUUGUCGGAAUUGUUCUUGCAAAGAAACAGGAUUUCUGGAGUUAUACCCCCGGAGAUUUCAGGAGCUACCAAUCUGGUGAAGCUUGAUCUCAGCAACAAUCUUCUCUCCGGCCAGGUGCCACCGGAGAUUGGAAAUCUGAAGAAACUCAAUCUGAUGAUGUUACAGGGGAACCAGCUGGAUUCUUCAAUCCCAAAUUCGAUUUCGUCGUUGAAAUCCCUCAACGUUCUCGAUCUCUCCAAUAAUCUUUUAUCCGGGACAAUCCCAGAAAGUUUGAGCCAAUUGUUCCCGAGUUCUCUGAAUUUUUCGAACAAUCAACUUUCAGGUCCAAUUCCUCCAUCUCUGAUCAAACAGGGGUUGGCCGAUAGCUUCUCCGGCAACCCUAAUCUGUGUGUUCCACCGGCGUAUUUCAUUUCACCAGAUCAGAAAUUCCCCAUUUGUUCACAUUUUUCCUUCCAAAAACGCCUAAAUUUCAUCUGGGCGAUCGGGAUUCCACUGCUCAUCUUCUUCGCCGGCGCUGCCCUGUUUCUAAAACGCCGGAUUUCGAGAAAGAGAGCAGAGAUCGAAAACGAAGAAACCCUCUCUUCGUUAUUCUUCCACUUGCAGAGGUUCGACCAAAUCGGGAUUCUCGAAGCCAUGGUGGAAAAGAACAUCGUGGGCCACGGGGGCUCCGGAACGGUCUACAAAAUCGAGCUCGGAAACGGAGAAAUCGUCGCCGUGAAGAGGCUGUGGAAUCGAAGGGCGAAACAUCUCUUCGAUAAGGAAUUGAAAACGGAAGUCGAAACACUAGGCAGUAUAAGGCACAAGAACAUCGUGAAACUCUAUAGCUACUUCUCGGGCCUAAAUUGCAGCCUUCUGGUUUACGAAUAUAUGCCCAACGGCAACCUCUGGGACGCGCUCCAUAGAGGGUGGAUCCAUCUCGAUUGGCCCACGCGCCACCGCAUCGCGGUGGGGGUGGCCCAAGGCCUCGCCUAUCUCCACCACGACCUCUCGCCGCCGGUCAUCCACAGAGACAUCAAAACCACAAACAUUCUAUUAGACGCAGAUUACCAACCGAAAGUUGCAGAUUUCGGCAUAGCCAAAGUUCUUCAAGGAAGCAAAGAUUCAACAAAUUCCGUAAUCGCCGGAACCUACGGCUAUUUAGCCCCAGAAUACGCAUAUUCAUCCAAGGCAACAACCAAAUGCGAUGUGUACAGCUUCGGGGUGGUGCUAAUGGAGCUGAUUACCGGGAAGAAGCCGAUUGAGGCGGAAUACGGAGAGAACAAGAACAUUGUGUUCUGGGUUUCGAACAAAGUGGACACAAAAGAAGGGGUUCUCGAGAUUCUUGACAAAAGACUAAAAGGGUCGUUCAGGGAUGAGAUAAUUAAGGCUCUGAUAAUCGCCAUUCGCUGCACUUACAGGAAUCCAGUGCUGCGACCCGCCAUGGGAGAGGUGGUAGAGCUGCUGCAACAGGUGGAUCCUUGCAAAUUUGACCGACCGUUCAAAGAAGUCAAAAAAGUGGGAGGAUACCCAUGAUGUCACGAUAAUAAAAGUGCCCUUUUUGAGUCCAGAUUCUAAGUUAAAAGGGGGAGUGACCUUUUUUUCUUCUUCUUCUUCUUAUAUGUUUGAAUGAAUUAUAUGAUAAGAUAAGUGGUUUCUCCAAUACUAAAGGGAGGGAGAGAGAGUCAAAGGAGAGACUAAGUUGUUGCUCUUUUGAUAAUGUUUAUUGUUGCCCUCUACUUCUUAAUGUUUUGCUUUGCUAUGCCUAAUAGAUGAAGAAUAUAAGUUCUAAUUUUGU
Messenger RNA from Momordica charantia (bitter melon), 4260 nucleotides. RefSeq names its product receptor protein-tyrosine kinase CEPR1. Gene Ontology annotation, biological process: protein phosphorylation. The record is from RefSeq and is a predicted model, not a curated record. Gene Ontology annotation, molecular function: protein binding; protein kinase activity; ATP binding. Lineage: Eukaryota; Viridiplantae; Streptophyta; Magnoliopsida; Cucurbitales; Cucurbitaceae.